Molecule: messenger RNA, 669 nt
Organism: Wasmannia auropunctata (little fire ant)
Lineage: Eukaryota; Metazoa; Arthropoda; Insecta; Hymenoptera; Formicidae
Gene: TpnC25D
Product: troponin C
Exons: 3
Coding region: 122-574 (150 amino acids)
Molecular function (GO): enzyme regulator activity; calcium ion binding
Source: RefSeq, a predicted model, not a curated record
AGAGGAAGUCUUUAUACUGAGACGGAAGAACCAAUUCUCUUCAAGUCCGCCGACCGUUCUUCGUCGUGCGUAUAUUGGUGGUUUUGCCUAAUACGGUGUAAAGGUUUCCUUAUUAAUCAUCAUGGAGGAAGAUGAUCAAAAAGUGGCUGUGAUGCGUAAGGCGUUUCAAAUGUUCGAUACAACAAAAAGUGGUUUCAUUGAGACUAUGAAAAUCUCAACGAUAUUAAAUACAAUGGGACAACUGUUUGACGAUGGCGAAUUAAAUACUUUGAUCGAGGAGAAUGAUCCCGAAGGUGCUGGCAAAGUAAAUUUUGAUGGUUUUUGUAAGAUCGCCGGUCGGUUUCUUGAAGAGGAGGAUGCGGAAGCAAUGCAGGAAGAAUUGAAAGAAGCAUUUCGAUUGUACGAUCGUGAAGGUAAUGGAUAUAUUACCACAGCUACAUUGAAAGAAAUUUUAGCGGCGCUUGACGAUAAACUUACCAGUUCCGAUCUUGAUGGAAUAAUCGCGGAGAUCGACACGGAUGGUUCCGGUACAGUAGAUUUUGACGAAUUUAUGGAGAUGAUGACUGGUGAAUGAUCAUACAUCAAAACGGCAACGGAUUUAUAUCGUUGUUAGAAGAUUGCUAAGAAGAUGAUAAAACUUUCUUAAUAAAACGAUAUUUGUGCAAAAGA